AUGGGUAGAAAGCGGGGCUUCGCGGAAGCGCCGGUGGAUUCCAAGAUGGCGGCGGGGUGCUGUGGAGUGAAGAAGCAGAAGCUAUCGAGCUGUUCGUCUUCUUCCACCUCGUCUAACAACUCCAACGAGAACCACUGCAAGGACGUGACCCGCGCCAACGGUUUCAGUGGCUGCCCUGGCGGCAGGAACAUGGUGGUCAACUCGGAGAUGUGCUGCUUCUGCUUCGACGUCCUGUACUGCCAUCUGUACGGAUAUCAGCCGCCCCGGAGCCCACGAUUCACCAACGACCCGUACCCAUUAUUUGUGACGUGGAAGAUUGGCCGCGAUAAACGGUUGCGAGGGUGCAUAGGUACAUUUUCUGCCAUGAACCUACAUUCAGGACUCAGGGAGUACACUCUUACCAGUGCCCUUAAAGACAGUCGCUUUCCUCCAAUGACGAGGGAAGAACUACCACGGCUUUUUUGUUCGGUGUCUCUUCUUACCAACUUUGAAGAUGUUGGGGACUAUCUAGAUUGGGAGGUGGGUGUACAUGGCAUUAGAAUAGAAUUCAUCAAUGAAAAAGGAUCAAAACGAACCGCCACAUACCUGCCGGAGGUUGCGAAGGAGCAAGGUUGGGACCACAUUCAAACCAUAGAUUCCUUGCUACGAAAGGGAGGUUACAAGCCUCCCAUCACGAAUGACUUCAGGAAGACAAUUAAACUGACUAGAUACCAUAGUGAAAAGAUGACACUGAGUUACUCAGAGUAUCUAGCUCACCGCCAGCAUCACCACUACCAGAAUGGCAUUGCACAUCCUCUACCACCGUACAACCAUUAUUCCUGACAAUGACUUGCAUGACCAGUCACUUGAUCUUUCAGCGGACCUCUUCCCAGGGGACCCUUCCCCUUCUUGGUCUAGCUAUCUCUAUUACUGUACCAUUUUAUGAUGUUAGUUUCCGUUGCCAUAAUGGCAUGCAGCUAUUUGGCUGAUGUCAAUUUGGCAACGGGUGGUAACAACUCAUAAUUAUGUAUCAAUGUAUUUUCUUUGAGCGUGCCCUUUCAUAAAAUAAGUUCCGAUGAAAUUAUUACCUUUUUGCAUUCCCAGAAUUUCCUAAGCCUGUGGAUGAAUGGAAGGAGAUAUGAGGGAGAUUGGUCCAGCUUGAUUCUAAAUUUGCAAGAGCAGGGUUAAUCAAAUAGUGUCUUUGUUCUUAGGCAGAUAUUGGACCUACAUUUCUUUAAUGAUUCGAUAAACCUUCUUUAACAGUCAGAACCCUAUAGUUUCAACUGCUGUAAAGUAGUUACAAAUCAUUUCAGUGCUGCAUUUGAUUUGUAUAAAAUCCCCCCUUUGUCAUACUGACCAUUUUAGUAUGAAUAACUUUUUAAACUUAGUUAAUUUUUGCUUUAAAAUGCAGUUGUCGAAGGACAACAAAAGUUGGUAAAAAGAAUUACAUUGAGUUCCUCAAGUACUGUAUCAAAAUGUUAGGCAUACAACUUGACCUCCCAUGACAGAUUUCUAAAAACUUUCUACAAUAGAAUUGUUAUUGGGUAUACUUGGCAAAUGGAAAGUAACUAAGAUAAUAUCUUGUAUCUUAUGAUAAUGUAUAUAAUUUGUGUGUAUGUAUACACAGCUUUUUUUCCCUUGUGGGGAACAAUUUUUCUUAAUACAUUUGUUAUAAUAAUUAGACAUAAUUACAUAUGAAGUUUUUUUGCAAAUACUUGCAUUGAGUAAAAAUAGGUUCAACAGUUUGAUUUAUGGGUUACAAGUACAUGAAUAUAAUAAUGCAGAUCAAGAUUACACAUUAUGAUGGCAUUUGUGUGCUGUUGGACUUUACCUACUUGCUGUUACCUCCAGGAGGAAGGGGCAAUAUUACCUUUCUUCUGAAUUUUAAACACUGGCUUGUAGGUCAUCUAUUCUGUACUUGUAACUGCCUCUGUGAUAGGGCACUAAUUUUGAAUUGGUAAAGAUAAUUUAGUUUGAAUUUCUUUCCACAUAGAUAGGUAUACCCAAAACAUCACAUCUUCGAAUAAUCUGGAAACACCUUUUGAAAUGUUAUUUAAUCAGCCAUUUGUUGAAUUUGGUUUGGCUUUGCAUUGCAACAGAAUAAUUCACACUAUAUACAGUAUAUAAAAAUAAUUAAAUACUCCCAUCUCAGUUUCUCACCCGAAUAUAGAAAACUGUGUAAAUUUGGUUCUAGGAAAAUGUCAACAUGGAUUUUCAGUUAUUAACUGGAUUUUGAUUCUUUAAGUUCUAGCACUUGUUUUUGUACCUGUAACAUUUUAAUUAUAAACAUAUAUAGUUUAAGCCAAGCUGCUUAGUUUAUAAGAUUAACUAUAACAAUUCAGUUCUGAUUCAGAUUUAAAUAUUUUAUAAUUCAAUAAGGAAUUUUUCUUUAUACUAGAAAAGAAAGUUGAGACUCUAGGGAGCUGUGCAAUCGUGGUGCUAGAACUCAGGAAAUAUUAACGCGCAGUAUUUGUGCAGCCUGAGGCUCCCAAUACAUCUGUGUAAAAUUUAUUUUGCUCAGCUUCUUAUUGUCAGGGUUGGAAAUUUUAAAUUAGCCAAGUUUAUUAUGACAGUGCAGAUUUUCCAGUGAACAGAACUGUUUGGGAAAACGAGAUGAUCAGAUGUUGGUAAUUUUAGAUUUCUGCUUUUGGUCGUCACAAAUCUAACAGAAAACCUGGAAUAUCCACUGACUUCAGGUAUGGUAAAAUAGGUUAGAAAUAGAAACCACCUGGUGUUAUUUGUUCAACUGAUUUUUUUUUAAAAAGAAUCAAACUGAAGACUGCAGGUGACUGUCUAAAUUUGAGAGUUUAGAUUAAGUGUACAUUUUUUUCUAGUAGCUUUAAAGAUCAGAUUAAGAUGUUAGAUCUGUCAUUAAGACAUAGUUGAAACAAACUUAAAUCUGAGACAAUACUUCAGUAGCAUUUCUUCCUGCAUUUAUUACUACUUUAACUUUUGAAUCGUUUUUAAUUUAACCAAGGAUAUGUCUCCUGAAUAAGAUAUUUGUAGCUUAUGAUCCAACCUUAAGACAUUUGAAACUUAAAAUCCAUUGUCUCCUAAAUUUUGUCUUGAAGAUACUUCAUUUAAUAAUUAGCUAUUGAUAUUUACAAUCAGCAAAGUUUGAAAUCCUAUAGUAAAAAAAACUCUCCCUUUUUUGUAAAGGAUUCUGGUGCAAUUUCAAGUGUCCAUUAAUAUUUGUUUUAUUGGAUAUGUUCAAACAGGCUGUGUUUUUCACUAAAUAUCAACGUUGGGGAAAACCAUUAAUUGCUCAUUUGAAUAUCCUCCGCUAUAUAAAUGAAAUGUAAGGUACGGUCUUUAGAUUUGAUUAGCUUCUUAGUGAAAGAUUUGCCUGCAUCCUAUGAAAAUAGUCCAUUGUGUGAAGCUGAAGAUAACUCCUUCCAUUAUUCACAUUGGUAGAACUUAAGAGCUGUGCAUCCACAGUAAUUCCAAAAGAAAUGAUUUAUAUUUCACUUGUGUUGCCUUAAUUUUGACACAAAUAGCACAAACUGAACAAUCUUGGCUGCCAAGUGGAACUUAGUUUACUGAAUUUCUCUGAACAUCAUGUCCUUCAUCUCGGCAUGCUCAUCCUUUCUUUGAGCUCACCACUAGUGGGGAAAAAAAAUGGUGCUAUACGACUCUGAAUGGGUCACGUGACUGGUCAUGCUGACUCCGAGAUCAUAUCGGAAUAAUCUUGAUAUAUGCAGAUAUUAUACAAAACUUUACUACCAGUGUAAUAAUGAUGAAAACAAAUAAAUAAAAUCCUGCAGCCUUGCAAGGACGAGGUCAGCAAUACUUCCCUGCAUGGCAUGGUGGAAUGGGACAUAUCUCGUCGUGUGUAGCUAUAGGAGCAUGACAGUGUGUCCAUGCUGGUCACUUUCUUUCCUUUGAAAAAAAAUAAUUAAACUGAAGCAUUAGGUAUUUAAUAUUUUUAUGGGGCUGUUACAUUACCUGCCACCUCUUGAACAUGUUCAAUUUUUAUAUACUGUUGUGCAGUCGAGGUUACAUCACGUUGUCGUUCAGACUGAACCAAAGAUGCCUCCAGCCAUGAUCUAAUGCUGCUGUGAAUUAAGCCUGCUUUCCAGUCCUUCAAGGCUACUGCAGGAGGUUUUAACAAUUUGUUUUUUAUUUUUGUACAAUUUCUAACUGGUUUUGCUAGUAGCAUUGAUUCAAUUAAGUUUAAUUUGAAGAUUCUCAAUGAGCACUGUUGAACAUUGAUGUCUGGUAACUUUGCCCAUGCAGUGGCUGUAUCGAAGAAGCCCCAUAGUGUGCCUCUCAGACCUAAGGGUUUCUUUAAUCUGUAUCCUAGAGACCAGCAGAAAAUCUUUAUACUAAAGAUGUUUAAUUAUUUUUACCAUUGUUGUUUGAACACUUGUUUCUUAAUUUUACUCUGGACCUAGUAACUGCACUGGUUGUCAAUCGCACUGAGAGAGCGAGAGAGUUGUGUUUCAGACUUUUGUAACAACACAUGUAUGACGGUUUUUGUACAUUGAAAUCAAUUCUUUUCAGAAUUUUUUGGAUCUAGUUUCUAAGUUAUUUUAGUGUUUUUUUUAUAUAUGUUAAAGAUGAGAUGAGUUAACACUGUCACCAGCAGACUGAUUUACCUACUGAUGCUACAGUGAUGCUGGGUUGAUAGCUACCUGGUGUAGCUUGUGCCCAAAAAGUUUUUUUUUCCUUUUUAUUAGUAACUGUUGAAUAAUGGCACCACAGUAUAUGUGAAGAACCCCCUUUCAUUAUGACUAGAUCCUCCUUCCACAUUUAAAAUUUUACAAUUACUAUUAGUGUGAUAAUGUUGAAAUGGGCAUUUAUAGUAUGGUCGUAAGUCAAAACGUGGGGGGAGGGACUUUAUAAUAAAAUGAUCAGUGGGUCUGUGAGACAUGGAUUGUGGAACAAUGUAGUAGUUUUAACACUAUUGUUACAUUUUAAAGCAUUUACCCAAUAAAAUAUUAAGAUUAAUACAUAAUUGGUCUCUAUGUUGGUACACGGGAUGAAAUGAGUGUUUCACGUGCCUAAGUAUAUUAUACUAGUUACAAGCAGAUUCAAGAAGGAUCUCAUGAUUGCAAAAUAUUGUGGGUUUUAGUGGAUUAGAAAUGCUUUUUAUUUGAUGGAAUGGACUUUAUUUUUAAAACCAUGUUCAACAGUGGAGGUAGCAGGCACUGAAAGUAUUUCCACUCAUGUUGGGAGCGAUACCACUUCAUGUGACCAGUACCAGUGGAUGCAAAUGGGCUUGCAGCAAAGAGAGUCCACCCAGCAACGUUCUGUGAAGGGCAUCCACCUACAAGCAGAACAACGUGAAUUCCAGACCUGCAGAAACCUACACUGACUUUUUCUAAACUUGAUCAUUUGGUGGGGAGGGGGGAGGAAAUCUAUAUGAAUAUUCAGUGAAAUAUGUGGGACGUUUUCUCCACAAUGUUUUUUAUCAAUAAAAGCACAUGUAAGUGUUGAAACAAA
Molecule: messenger RNA, 5424 nt
Organism: Hemiscyllium ocellatum (epaulette shark)
Lineage: Eukaryota; Metazoa; Chordata; Chondrichthyes; Orectolobiformes; Hemiscylliidae
Product: nuclear protein AMMECR1-like
Exons: 6
Coding region: 1-822 (273 amino acids)
Source: RefSeq, a predicted model, not a curated record